AUGUCCUCCGAUGCGACGACGUUGCCAUCUCCACCAGAUAUACCACCGUGGAAGGGUGCCAGACGUCCUUACUCGGUGGGAAGCAACAUGAAAUCUAACGGACCAGGCUCCAGCCCCGAUUCCUUUCCAAAUGGCACCCCUACACUCUCGCGACGAGCCCGGUUCCCCAACAUCAAGGACCUGCAGGAUCAGGCCGCAGGAUUGAAUGUGAAUGACACUACUUCGCCCAGUGUUUUGCUGAAGACAGCAGCCGAGGCGAUCGAACAAGCCAAGUACCUUGUAGAUGGCCAACCGGACAAGGCCUAUGUCCAGUACCUGCGAGCCUCCGAAAUCACAGUAAAUACCAUUCCUCAUCAUCCGGAAUACCGCACAACCAUUACUCAGCGACCGGGAUGGUAUAAAGAGUUUGCGGAUUUGAUGAUGGCUGUCAGGACCAAACAAGGAUCAAUGGACGCCAUCAAACGACAGAUUAUCGAGGAUAAUUUGGUCAACAACACACAACCCACUGGUUUGUUUGCUGCGAGGUCCCCAGAACAUCAAGCUUCCCCCAGUCUAAGGGGACAGGAAAAUGGUGGAUCAGGGACCAACUCGGUUAGAAUGCCGAGUCCGACACAGUUCCAUCGGACUGCUGAGCUCCAAGCACAACCCAAACGAUUCUCGAGCCCCGCAGAAGAUAUGCUUGCGCAACGUUUUGCCAAGCUCAAGGCAUCUCAGCCUCCUCGCGAAUAUGAGUCGAGUUCCGAUAUGGCUGGUCCCGACGGCUCCACUAUGGGAUCUGCAGGGCAGGUCCCUUCUCAACUAUCAACCCACCCGCCACAGGGACCGUAUAGUUCCCCUCCGUCAAGGCGUCCGCUAGGGCCUCGCAGCAUGGAGUCUUCGCCAAGUGUACCGACCCUUCCUCCGAAGAUUCCUCUAACUUCGUCCCUGCCUCGCGCUCCAGAUCCAGCGUACAGCCCUAUAUUCACAGUGCCCUCACAACCCCCGCCAAAUCCACCCCGGACCUCGACCGAAAGCACACGAUCUGUCAACCCUCGAUACUCCCAAUUUACCAACUCCCCUCGUGGUAGUCCAAGUCGGGGUGGUUUGGAUGACAAUCCGUAUAGAUCACUAACCCCCAACGGUGUUCAUUCGGUGCGAGAGACACGAAGCAAUUCGCCCGACUUGCCUUACCAUUCGGCGAUUACUGCCCAGAGUCUCCUCGAAUAUCUCCGUAAAUUCAACGUGUUGCUGAUUGACAUUCGCCCUCGCGAUCAGUAUGACAGCGGUCAUGUUUAUGCAAAAUCCAUCAUUUGCAUUGAGCCUGUUGUCUUGAAAGAAAACGUGUCCGCGGAGGAGCUCGAGGAGCGACUCGUGGUGUCACCUGAACAUGAACAAGCCUUGUUCGAGAAACGCAAUGAGUUCGAUCUCGUUGUUUACUAUGAUCAGAGCACGGAUUCUGUCAGCUAUCUUGCGGGUUCCCCCGUAGGGACCUCGGCGCCGCACUUGAGAGCUUUGCAUGAUACUUUGUACGAAUUCAAUGCAUACAAACCGCUCAAAGCCGGACGCCCUCCGGCACUUCUUCUCGGUGGCCUUGAUGCUUGGAUUGAUCUUCUUGGGCAGCAUUCGCUUGCCACGUCUUCGACCACAGCAGUUAUGGGAUCCCUUCAAACCAAGAAACCUGUUCCGAAGCCAGGGCGCCCUCUCGGAAGAGUUCCUACCAUGGCUAGCGCAAACUCGAGCCUGGAAGUGCGCAAAAGAAGGCUUCGCGAGUUCACGCCGUUGGAUUCCAAGGAGCUUUCGGAAUGGAUGGAAAAGUCUAAAAACGAGGAGAUUGACACCAGUACCUACGUGGAAGAAGGAGCACUUACAGAAGAACCGCAGGAGGUUGUCGGGGCAGAGCCCUCUAGUCCUUUUGUUCAUACAUACGAGGACUUCCUGCGCCGCUUCCCUGAGCCACAUCACAUCCAGCAGUCGAUGAUGCAUCCUGGCUUUCGCCCAGCUUCGGCACCUGUCCCCAGUUAUGCUGCCCCUAUGCCAGCACCUCCCUCGCGGCCUCCUCCCGCCGUUCCACGGCCCAGUUACAGUGGGGUCUCAGAUGGCCGCCAGAUCCAGCCUCACCUGGAACGUCAGAAUUCGGCCUCCCGUACUGCUUUGUACCCGUCAAGCUCGGCCCUGGCUCGCUUGAAACUUCCGCGGACAGGGCUUACCAAUUUUGGUGUGACGUGCUACAUGAACUCCACCCUACAGUGUCUCAGUGCGACGGUGAUGCUCAGCAAGUUCUUCAUCGACGACCGGUUCCGGUACUAUGUACAGAAGAAUUGGAAGGGGUCACAAGGUGUCAUGCCCGGACUCUAUGCGAAUCUGAUCCGAUCGUUGUGGAGAAAUGAUGUCGAGGUGAUCAUGCCCACCUCGUUCCGAAAUUUCUGCGGCCGUUUGAACCGGGAAUGGGCCAUUGACCGACAGCAAGAUGCCAAAGAAUUCUUUGACUUUGUGGUGGAUUGCCUGCACGAGGACCUUAACAUCAACUGGCAACGCACACCGCUACGGCCCUUGACCUUUGCGGAGGAAAUGCAGCGGGAGCGAAUGCCUGUCCCCCGCGUGUCGAGAAUCGAAUGGGACCGAUACUGUCACCGGGAGGAAUCCUUCAUUUCGUCCCUGUUUGCCGGGCAACAUGCCAGUCGGCUGCGCUGCACAACGUGCCGCCAAACAUCGACAACCUACGAAGCAUUUUAUAGCAUCAGUGUGGAAAUCCCACCCUCCGGCACGGGGGACCUAUAUCAGUGUCUCCGCAGCUACUGCCAGGAGGAGAUGCUCAGCGGCGACGAGGUGUGGAAAUGCCCGCACUGCAAAUGCAAACGCAUGGCCACCAAGCAGAUCAUCAUCACGCGUGCGCCACAAAUCCUGGUGGUCCACUUCAAGCGCUUCUCCGCAUCCAAGACCCAGAGUGCGCGCAAGAUCCACACCCCCAUCGAGUUCCCCUUACACGGGCUGCGUAUGGACGACUUUAUCAUCUCAUACCCUAACGCGGCUCCACCCCCGGACGCCGGGGCUGCUCCACCCACUACGGGCGCCACCGUGCCGCCGUUCACCUACGAUGCUUUUGCAGUACUCCGACACAUUGGAUCGUCGAUGGGCAGCGGGCACUACAUCUCGCUCGUGCGCGAUGCAGAGCGCCUGUGCUGGCGGCGAUUUGAUGAUGAACGAACCACUGACUUCAAUCCACGAGAUCUGCGAGCGCGAGACCGGAUGCAGAACGAGCAGGCCUACAUUGUGUUUUAUGAGCGAGUGCCAGCGAAAUAA
Messenger RNA from Penicillium alfredii, 3279 nucleotides. RefSeq names its product putative ubiquitin C-terminal hydrolase. Gene Ontology annotation, biological process: protein deubiquitination. The record is from RefSeq and is a predicted model, not a curated record. Bases 1 to 3279 code for a protein of 1092 amino acids. Lineage: Eukaryota; Fungi; Ascomycota; Eurotiomycetes; Eurotiales; Aspergillaceae. Gene Ontology annotation, cellular component: cytoplasm. The transcript is spliced from 3 exons. Gene Ontology annotation, molecular function: cysteine-type deubiquitinase activity.